This is a messenger RNA of Phycodurus eques (leafy seadragon), 6751 nucleotides long. RefSeq names its product dual specificity phosphatase 10 (gene dusp10). Gene Ontology annotation, molecular function: protein tyrosine/threonine phosphatase activity; MAP kinase tyrosine/serine/threonine phosphatase activity. Gene Ontology annotation, biological process: negative regulation of JUN kinase activity; protein dephosphorylation. Gene Ontology annotation, cellular component: cytosol; cytoplasm. The record is from RefSeq and is a predicted model, not a curated record. Lineage: Eukaryota; Metazoa; Chordata; Actinopteri; Syngnathiformes; Syngnathidae. The transcript is spliced from 5 exons. The coding region runs from base 258 to 1760 and encodes 500 amino acids.
AAUUGGCUCCAACUCGCGUCAGUCCCGCUGCGCGACUACUGGAGGCUGGCGGACUUCCUUCAACAUUAUUUCUGCGUAACGGGGUAAAAGAAAAAAGUAGCCCCCCGAAAAUGUUGCCGACCCACUGCGCGGCGACUGGCUGAAUGGAGGCAGCCCUGUCAUCGAGCGGAGAUCGUGCAUUCCUGGGCCAAAGACAGCAACACACACACCGAGCGGCGUGUUGAGUUCUCCGAAGACGUCCAGCCCUCGGCCUCCCCAUGCCUCCAUCUCCCCUUGACGACAGAAUUGUGGUGGCGCUGCCAAGGCCGAUCCGACCUCAGGAACUCCAACUGCGACUGGACACCAGCUACCUGGACUCCAUCGCCUCCACCAGCAGCGACAAUACGGUCAUCAGCACCACCGUGGUGAAGAUUCGGGCGACGGCCAAUCUUGUGACGUAUAUGCCCUCAUCCAAGGGUUCCACGCGCUCUUUGUCGUGUGGAUGCAGCAGUGCCAGCUGCUGCUCGGUGACCACUUAUGAGAAGGACAGCCCGAGCCUGAACCACAGUCAGGUGAGUGCCAGCAGUCCCAACCUCAGCUAUGCCGGACCCCCUAUGCUCAGCAACCACGAAGCAUUGAGCGCCUCCAGCCUCGCCCAGGGCGCACCCAAGGCGCACCCGUCCACCACUGUGAGAGUCAUCCACCCCAAUGAGCUGGCAAAGCGGGUGACCUGCUGCCCCAUGGGUCACCCCAUCGGGCCCGUGCCGGUCAUCAUCGACUGCCGAGCCUUCACGGAGUACAACAAGAGCCACAUCCGGGGGGCGGUGCACAUCAACUGCUCUGACAAGAUCAGCCGGCGGAGGCUGCAGCAGGGAAAGAUCACUGUUCUGGACCUCAUCUCCUGCCGGCAGGGCAAGGACUCAUUUAAGGGCAUCUUCUCCAAAGAAAUCGUGGUCUACGACGACAGCACCUCGGACCCCAACAGGCUGGCGCCCUCGCAGCCUCUCCACGUGGUCCUGGAGUCGCUAAGGAGGGAGGGCAAAGACCCCAUCAUUCUCAAAGGAGGCCUUAGCUGCUUCAGGCAGAGCCACGAGAACCUGUGCGAACACUCGCUGCACCUUCAUGAAGGUCUGGACUCGGGCGCAACUGCCGGCCUCUCGGGGGCGCUACCUCACACCCUGCCCUCCACUCCGGACAUCGAGAACGCAGACGUGACGCCCGUGCUGCCCUUCCUCUACCUGGGCAAUGAGCGCGACGCUCAGGACAUCAACUUGCUGCAACACUUGAACGUCGGAUACAUCCUAAAUGUCACCACCCACCUUCCGCUUUUUCACUAUGACACUGGCCUGUUCAUCUACAAGCGCCUGCCUGCCACCGACAGCAACAAGCAGAACCUUCGCCAGUACUUCGAGGAGGCAUUUGAAUUUAUUGAGGAAGCACACCAAGCUGGUAUGGGCCUUCUGAUCCACUGCCAGGCCGGCGUGUCUCGCUCCGCCACUAUCGUCAUCGCCUACUUGAUGAAGCACACCUGGAUGACCAUGACGGACGCCUACAAGUUCGUCAAAACCAGACGGCCCAUUAUAUCCCCCAACCUCAACUUCAUGGGCCAGCUGCUGGAGUUCGAGGAAGACCUCAACAACGGAAUCACACCACGGAUCCUCACGCCAAAGCUGAUGGAGUGGCAAAGCUGUGGGUCAGCAAAUCUGUGGGUCAAAACUGAUGAGGAAUGCCAAAAUAUGACGACUGUUUGGACCUGGCCGACGUCCUGGAGGAGAGCAUGAGUUUGAGAUGUUGAGACAGAGGGAGUGAGAAUGUGCUUGCUUGGAAAAGUUCCAUGUGGGACUGUAGAGGAGCAAGUGUGAGACAGGAGAGGUUCACACUUCACACUGUGGCACACAUUCUGGCGGGGCUGGCAAAUGGUGGUGCCAGUUAAAGAAAAAGAAAAUAAACAGUUCAAGACAUGUCUGGUUUUUUUUUUAUUGUUCUAUUUUUAUACAGGGGUGACCAUUACAAGUCCACUAUGGCUUACUGUGCAAUAAUUUCUGAAUGGAAUGGAACCUUCAUCUUAUGUGUAUAUAUUGGAAACAUUUCCAGCUCUUUGCUGAAUAUUGGUGUUAUGUAAUGAAUACUGUUUUGUGCAUUACGUUUAUGUUCCGGGUAUAAUACUUAUUAGGGAUGGGUGUUACAUUUUCUUGUUGACUAUUGGAAAAUCAUCCAUUGAAUUAAUAUUUUCAAUGGGAGGGGACAAUAUCGCUGAAUGUUCGGACCCCAGUUUCAAUGCCAGAAUCAUGCUGCUGACGUUGUGUUCUUUAGAUGGCAAACUAGACUGAAUUGACAGCAUCUCUGCUGGUUGCGGCCAAGUAGUGUACUACAUUUUUCAUCAAUUGAUUCAAUACAAGAUAAACUAAGAACGAGUUCAAGAGUUCAACCCAAUUCUUGAAAUUAGUCGAUUAAUCCAUUAUUAUGCCCAUCCCUAAUAGCAAUAGGAGCAGAUGUUUAAGAGCAGUGGUUCUCAACUGUUGUCAUCCCGGCACCUGCAUUAUUGCAAAGUCGCGACUCAGUUUUCGAGAACAAUAAAGAAAAUGUUUAAAAAUAGCCUCUGAAAACAUAUGUAUAUUAUAUUUUUAAACACCAUUUCUAAUGAGUUUUACCUACGGCCAAAAGCUUAUCGUUGGCCAUUAUAUCAGAUAGCCAGAGGCUGAGCUGCACUGUAUUUGUUUACCGAGUGUAUUUGUGGCAAAGAAUGCAAGGCACACUUCCAGCCCCUUGCCCAAUCUAAUAUCUUCGUGUAGAAACCCGGUCCGAAAAAUACAAAUACAGUAGCACUGUACCUUGACUUAAAAGGAGGAGUUUUCUGAGUUACAAGCCCUCGUGAGGGUGAUUGAUUUCUAUUAAAUUUUUUUUUGCUUUGUGUUGCGAGACAAAUUUUGAGAUUCGAGCGUAUUCAGAUAUGCCGCUGCUAAAUCACGCCAGCGCACAUCAUUUGCCAGCAUCCCACGUUUUACUCACGAUUUGAGAUACACUAUUGGUCAAAAGUUUUAGAACACCCUUUCAUUUAAAAAAAUAAAAUAAAAGUAUAGAAGUUCAAAUCUAAUUGAUUGCUUGAAAAGGUACAAACUAAGAUAAGUGGUGAACUGCCAGAGGUUAAACAAUAACCAGGUAAGGUUUUCCAAAACUAAUUAAUAAUGUACAUUUCAGAAUUAUAACAAAGGCACAGUCUCCAGACUUAAACCCUAUUGAGCUGGUUUGGGAUGAACUGGACAAAAUGUGAAAGAAAAGCAACUUUCUGCAACAAAAUGGGAAGAACUUUCUGAAGAAUAUUUGAUUGGCAAUGUAGAAAGAAUGGCACAUGUGUGCAGCUGCUAUAUCUGCCAAAGAUGGCUACUUUAAUGAGUUACUGAACGACAUGAAUUUAAAUUAAAAAAAAGAAAAAUGGGGUUUUUAUAUCUUUUGACUGGUAGCUUCGUCACGGAACAAAUUAAACUCUUAAGUCAAGGUACCACUAUACUAUAUGUGUAACGUUUUAGUCUGCAACCCACUUUUCGGUCCCGAGCCACAAGUUGAGUCACUUUAGCAUCUUUUGCCCAAAUCAACAGAACCAUACAUAGCCAAAAAAACACUGAACAGCAACAACAUAAAACAGGGCUACUGGUGAUACUUUAAUGAAACAGAACACAUAUUUCACUGCCUGCUUUUCCCAUCUCUACUUUUUGCUUCUCUUCAUCUCUGUGCUAGCUAUAUUGUAACAUGUUUUUACCGUGUGUGUGGCUAUAUAGCCCAAUAUGUCUUUUAACCCCUGUCAUUAUGAGCUCUGGUAAUACAUGGUAGCAGAGGCACACACCUCAAAUGCAGGCACCCUUCUCCGGCAAGUGUGUCGUGACCUUUCAACUCUUGACACUAAGCUACAGCCGAGUGAGCAUUUCUGCCUGGCGUAGGCAAAGUGUCGCUUUCACAUGCUGUUUCUAGUGCCUCGUUCAAUGCCUUAACUCUCGCGUCACCACCGAGCCUGCGCACGGCAACAUAACUUGCAGAUGAAUACAGACCACAGUGAAGUCGUACCAGGGCCUGCUGGGUUGCUCUCUUUGACAUCAAAAAGAAUAUGUACAACCAGAAAUAAUUUAUUCCUUUGGAGGUUCAGAAAACUGCAUUCAAAUGGAGCCUAGUGAGAAUCUGAUUUCAGAAAAAAAAGGGGAAAAAAAGUGCACUGUAAUUAGUAGAAAAAUGAUUUUUUAAUGGUGAGUUGAACAAUCUUGACUUUCAAGUUAUGAAAACAAAACUGAACCACUUUUACCACAAGUCAUGGGGAGAAAUCUUGUGGCAAAAUGACAUUUUUGGCAGCUCUCUGCCAUUGUUUUGGGGAUGUGCUGCUACAGAGAGCUCUCACAAGUGGAGACACGCUGUUCUUGUUGCCAUUUUAUAUGAAAUUAUUCUGAUUUCUGUUGGUAAAUAUGCUGUGACGGAGAAUAAAAUAGGUUGCUGUUAAGCCCAGUUGUUCAUACCCUGGCCAAAGUUUGAGGUGACAAGAGAAAGUAGCAAAACAAUUAAGAUGAAGAAAAGAUACUGAAUAUUUGUGUGUUAAUAUAUAGUGUUUUUAUUUUAUUAUUAUUUUUAAUGGAAUUUGGCAAAACAAAAAAUCAAUAAUACCCUUUGUCAAUACAUGGAAAGACAAAUAUAUAUAGACAAAAUGUUACCAGGAUCCUUUAGAAUGGUGCAUAAGAUUGCGGUUCCUCAAAAUUGUCUGAUAAGAUUAGGAAUAUGAAUCAUUUUCAUGUUGAAAAAAAAACAAUGGCUAUGGCGAAGAAUGUUUAAGGGUAUUUUUAACACAACUUUGUACAAUUUUUCUUUUGUCAUUUCCAGUCAAAAGAACAAUUUCAAAUGUGGCCACGAUAUGAAUCACUUUGGGCUGUACUGGACGUAACUGUGAGUCAUUGAGAUAAAAAAAAAAAAACAUAACCUGUAAAUGCAUCUCUAUGCUAAAUAGUUUAAAAAUAAUACACCCACACACAAAGUUAACCCUCAGCCUACGCCAUCUAAAUUUUCACACUCAUUGACACAUUGUGCAUCAGCUUUUACUUACUUCCCGUUUGGUUAGAUAAUUACUGGAGAUGAUGAUAAUGUUGAUGAUUAAAAAAGAUUAAAAAAAAAAAGAUGGUCACAUUUUCAAGGCUUUUAAUGUAAAAUACUGAACACACUGACACAAUUCUCACAAGUGUUGUUUUCUGUUCUCAUACUUCUCCACUGUUUAUUUUCAUUUGCAUGAAAACAAAUGCAUAAACAAAGUACAGGGAUGUACAGUGCUUAACAAAUUUAUUAGACCAGCUGUCACAAAAAAAAGAAAAAAGAAAGGGUACCAAAUACCAUCAUGAAUGUGGACUCUUUCCAUUUCAAUUGACAAUUUUGUACAGGACUGAAGAAUUUAAAGCAGAAUUCACUAUAACUGUGAUCUUGCUCAGUGGUCAGAAAUUAAUAGCAUAACAUUCAAUCACUAAAACUGCUCUGUUUCUCUGUUCAAGAAUGUCAACAACUUCUUUACUAGUCAAUUAUUUUAGUUUUUUUUUAGGUCAAUUUGAAAAUUCAUAAAUAGUAUAUUUUAGUAAUAAAAUCAUUUAGCUUAAAUAGCUUCUUCGGAUGUGUAUUAACCAUUCCAGAAACAUAAAAAGAAGGCUCUUAAUUUAGGUAAACUUUGACAUAAACCUCAUCAGGUGGCUGUCUAAUACAUUUUGAAGUACUGCAUAUUUUGCAUACCCUUGCUAAAAAAAAAGGCAUCACAUGGAAAAGUAUGAGAUGACGUGAAGAAGAGUGACAGUAAAUUCCAUAUUUCCCUGGUGAAAAGAAAUCAUGCUAUGCAAAUGAAAAUGUUGCAGGUUGUUUUUACAAAACUAGUCAUUGUUUUGAGGGGAUAUUGCUGCAACUCUUUGGAGCAUAAAUGAGAGUUUGCAAUCAGUGUGGAUGACUUUUUAUUUUGUAUUUUUUGAAUUCAAGUGUGCUGACAUGUCCUCACAUGUAUCAUUGUGUCUGUGUCAACUGGUGCUGUGUAACCAUUUAGCACGUUUGUAGCUUCUGCAUUUGUAUUCAGCGAUUAGCCUCGGGCAAACAACAAAACAAAAACAAAAACGGGAGCUUGCCACCUGAGCCAAUGUUAUUUACAAAUAAUGUAUGUUUUUCUUUUUGCUACACAUGGCUUUUUUUGUAUGCACUGAUAUAUAAGACAAUGUAAACAGUGUAGUAGUGUACAUUGCUCUCUGCUUGAGAAAAUGUAGCAUGCCAUUCGCUCCUGGUGUGUGAAGGACUCUUGCAGUCCAUCUGGUGCUGUCUAUUUCCCACACUGCUUUUUAUUUUUAUUUUUUUUAAAGUUAUUGCAGUGUUUCUUUUCAUGGAUUACAACAAUAUCAUGUAGAGUCUCUGCUCUGGGCUCAGAGGCUCCAUUAGAAUGAUUUAUAAUUCAAUAUAUUUUUUCUUUGUGUCUCUUAUCAACUGUCAAGUAUAUACAGUACAACACGUGAAUAUAUUUAAAUAUAUAUAUUUUUUCUUUGUAUGCAUACAUUAUAUUAGGACUAUUUUUGCACUGACCUAUGGACAGAUGGAUUUAUUUUUCUCCACAAAGGGUGCUAUUCUAAUGGAGGCCUUCUCCCUCACCUUUAUGCAUGACUUGCUCUUCAACUCGUCUGUCAUCCCUCUUCUACUAUCGCUACUCCUUGAACAGUUACCACUGAAGCACUGUAAUUUUGUAAUCUCUACUUGUGAGAUUUGAAAAUAAACAGGGAGGCUUCGA